ACACGGUACACGUCAUUAAAUCGCACCGGUCUGAAAGCUGAGGUGGACUUCUGUCUGUUCGAAGGAGGACGUGUCUGAAUCAAUUGCUGAAAUAACUUGCCGUGAUCGUUUCUUUAAAAAAUAAAUAAAAAACAGACAUGAUGAUCAGAAUAGCCACUUUCCUUGCUCUUGUCUACAUGUGCACAGGUGAGAGUUGUACCGACCCUGUGAUUACCCCUUCUGCCUACACCACCUCUGAUGCUGUCAUCUCCUCUGAGUCUGUCUUCAUUGUAGAACUCAGUCUGGCCUGUGCCAAUGGAGCCCAGAGUGUGGCUCUGUAUGCUGAUGUCAAUGGGAGACAGUUUCCCGUGACUAGAGGUCAAGAUGUUGGCAAGUACCAGGUGUCCUGGAGCAUGCCCCACAAACAGGCCAGCUCCGGCACAUACCAGGUCAAGUUCUUUGAUGAGGAGUCCUACAGCUCUCUACGCAAGGCUCAGAGAAACAACGAGGAUGUUGACUCCAUCCAGCCUCUCUUCUCUGUGAAUGUGGAUCACAGGGGAGCAUGGAAUGGCCCGUGGGUGGCAACUGAGGUUAUGGCGGCUCUCAUUGGCAUCCUGGUCUACUACCUGGCCUUCAGCGCUAAGAGCACCAUCCAGGCAUAAAGGCCUUCAAGUCCCACAAUUCUUCACACCUACUGGUUCUCACUAAGACUGUUGAAUACUGGUGUGACUCCUCUACCAGUCCAACACCAGUAUGCCGCUGGCAGAACGACAAGAUGCCACAAUCCAUUUUGAAAUGAGGAAGUAGAACAAAAUUGUUUUGCUAAUUUCUUUUUCCGUGUAGACCAUCUGUUUCUUCUUUGGCUUCCGCCCGGGAGAUGCUUUUCAGUUUUGUCAGUCUGUGGUCAGAAUGUGUGCCCCACAGUCCAAUCCAGUGUACUCUACUUACUGUACUGAGUCUUCUGUGAGCCCAUGCAGACAUCCUUAUACAGCCUCAUUCUUAUUACUUACCAACUGGAGGACUGAGAUAAGAAUAUCUGUCCUUGCUCUUUCUUUCAUGUCGAGUACUGUGGUGCCGCGGUAUUUCUCCCAGCGCCACCUUCUACUCUUAUGUGCUGAGAUGUUUUAUGACUACCGAAUCCCCUGUGGACUUUUACUGGCUGGAUGUGGUUGAUCUUCAUGACCGUUUUACUGGCUGGCUGAGGAUGGCAAAUGUUUGAGGAUUGGUGAUCAUUUGUUCUUGGUGGUCAAAUUUAAUAAAAUUGUUUUUUUUUUUAAAUUUU
Molecule: messenger RNA, 1261 nt
Organism: Esox lucius (northern pike)
Lineage: Eukaryota; Metazoa; Chordata; Actinopteri; Esociformes; Esocidae
Gene: ssr4
Product: signal sequence receptor, delta
Exons: 6
Coding region: 138-641 (167 amino acids)
Cellular component (GO): endomembrane system; endoplasmic reticulum; membrane
Source: RefSeq, a predicted model, not a curated record